UCUCAGGUGUCAGGAUGGAGCUGAACGAGGAGCAGCACCGUAUCCCUCUGAGUGAUGGCAACAGCAUCCCUGUGCUAGGACUGGGCACCUACUCCUCCCCUGUUACGACACCACAAGGAGCGUGCCUUGACGCUGUUAAGUAUGCCAUUGACAUUGGAUAUCGUCACAUUGAUGGAGCCUACCUUUACCACAAUGAGCAUGAAGUGGGAGAGGCCAUCAGAGAGAAGAUAUCUGAAGGAAAGGUUAAACGAGAAGACAUUUUCUACUGUGGUAAACUUUGGAGCACAAGCCAUCCACCGGAACUUGUACAACCGACAUUAGAGAGGACUUUGAAAAUUCUAGGGCUUGAUUACAUAGAUCACUAUAUUGUUGAACUCCCGAUGGCUUUCAAGCCUGGGGAUGAACUAAUCCCACAAGAUGAGAAUGGAAAGACCCUAUAUGACAAAACAGAUCUGCGUUCGACCUGGAAGGCUAUGGAAAAGUGCAAAGAUGCCGGGCUGGUGAAGUCUUUGGGUGUUUCCAACUUUAACCGAAGGCAACUGGAAUUAAUCCUCAACAUACCAGGACUUAAAUACAAACCUGUCUCUAAUCAGGUUGAGUGUCACCCUUACUUCACACAGAAUAAAUUACUGGAAUUCUGCAGAAAGCAUGAUAUAGUGGUUGUAGGGUACAGUCCAAUAGGAACUUGUCGUGAUGCAACUUGGGUUAACAUGUCUUCUCCUCCCCUCUUGGACGAUAAGCGUUUGAAGGCAAUUGGAAAUAAGUAUGGUAAGACAUCAGCACAGGUGGCCCUACGAUUUAACAUACAACGAGGUGUGGUUGUUAUUCCAAAGAGCUUCAACCAAAAAAGAAUCAAAGAAAACUUUCAGAUAUUUGAUUUCAACUUGACAGACAAAGAAAUGAAAGACAUUGAAGCUCUUAACAGCAACAUACGCUACGUUCAGUUGCAUUUGUGGACUGAUCACCCAGAAUAUCCUUUCCUGGAUGAGUAUUAAUAUAGAAUAGCUGAUCAUCUGGUCUCCAAGACAUUGGACAUUCCUCAGUAUGGCCUGUGAAACAUGUACCGGGCAUGGUCCUGCCACUUACAUUACAGACAAAGAAAUCAUUCACAUUGUAUUGAUGUUUGCUCAACAAAUCUGGGCUUAAUUAUAUGCCAUUUUAAUGACCAAACAACCAGCACCCCACAUAGGUGGGAAACAGAACCUUUUCACAAGUGUUGGCCUUCUUAUUUUACCACAUUGUGGUAUGGUGUAUUAAUCAUGGUUACUGUAGAUUUCGGAAUAUUUUAGUUUUAGAAUGCACAUACUUUUUUAGCUUUUAAGUGAUUAUUUGUCUUUAUUAACCAAUCUUAUAUUUUUAAUUUUUUUAUACAUGUG
Pelobates fuscus (common spadefoot toad) is the source of this 1376-nucleotide messenger RNA. RefSeq names its product aldo-keto reductase family 1 member D1-like. Gene Ontology annotation, biological process: bile acid biosynthetic process. Gene Ontology annotation, cellular component: cytosol. The coding region runs from base 15 to 995 and encodes 326 amino acids. The record is from RefSeq and is a predicted model, not a curated record. The transcript is spliced from 9 exons. Lineage: Eukaryota; Metazoa; Chordata; Amphibia; Anura; Pelobatidae. Gene Ontology annotation, molecular function: steroid dehydrogenase activity; aldose reductase (NADPH) activity; Delta4-3-oxosteroid 5beta-reductase activity.